This is a messenger RNA of Pimephales promelas (fathead minnow), 3167 nucleotides long. RefSeq names its product melatonin receptor 1C (gene mtnr1c). The record is from RefSeq and is a predicted model, not a curated record. Gene Ontology annotation, molecular function: melatonin receptor activity. NCBI's taxonomy places the organism in Eukaryota, Metazoa, Chordata, Actinopteri, Cypriniformes, Leuciscidae. Gene Ontology annotation, cellular component: plasma membrane. Gene Ontology annotation, biological process: G protein-coupled receptor signaling pathway.
ACUGAAUCCACAACUCGUUACGCUAAUCGCUGCUCAGACUGACUCUGAACAACUGACUGAGACUGGAGGCUCCGGGCGCCGGUGAUGCGACGCAGACCGCCGCUGAUGUCUGUGUGCCGUGAUGUGUGUGGCGUCUGAGCAACAGCCCGGAGUGUGUGUGAGUCACUGUGAUUCGAGUUGACAAUCCAGAUAUGUGGGGCUUACAAUGCACCGACGACCAAACAUGCAAUAGAAUUGAAUGGGAGCUUCUGGGAAAUUCACAGAGAUUCUUCUGUGACAUUUAGCCUACCGUGCUAUGGAAGUUAAAAAAGGGAUUUUACAUUGCAUUCGGUUCUUAAGUCCUCAGUGAUAUUUUAUAAGUGGAAUGGAUUGGGGAAAUAUUUUCGGGAGCGUGUAGCCUACGAGAAUACCUGUUCGCGCCAACUUUUUUUUCUCUUGAAGAGUGGUUCAAUGUAAAAAAACUUUAAUGUGGCAUUACACCGGUCCCUAAGAAUGGCGAUGAUGAAGGCGAACUUGAGCUGUCUGGAUAGUUUAUCCCGGGGAAACACCAGCCUCCCCGCCAGGAACACGUCUCCCGGUGUAGCGGCCACCCUCGCCGGCGUGCUGAUCUUCACUACCGUGGCUGAUAUCCUUGGAAAUCUACUGGUCAUCCUGUCCGUGUACAGGAACAAGAAACUGAGGAAUGCAGGUAACAUCUUUGUGGUGAGUCUUUCUGUUGCUGACCUGGUGGUGGCGCUGUACCCCUACCCCUUGGCUCUGUUCGCUAUCUUCCACAAUGGCUGGACAAUGGGCUCCCUGCACUGCCAGCUGAGUGGCUUUGUAAUGGGACUGAGCGUGAUCGGUUCGGUCUUCAACAUCACGGCCAUCGCCAUCAACCGCUACUGCUACAUCUGCCACAGUCUUCGCUACGACCGACUGUAUUCGCGCAGGAACACCUGCCUGUACCUGCUGCUCACCUGGAUGCUAACCGCUUUGGCCACCGUGCCCAACUUCCUUGUGGGUUCCCUAAAAUACGACCCACGCAUCUUCUCCUGCACCUUCGCCCAGACAGCAAGCUCCUCUUAUACAGUCUGUGUUGUUCUGAUCCACUUCCUUCUCCCGCUGGGUGUGGUUUCUUUCUGUUACCUGCGUAUAUGGACAUUGGUGAUUAGGGUCAAAAGUCGUGUCCGGCCCAAUCCAAAAGCCAGAGCAGCUGACAUGAGGAAUUUCCUGACGAUGUUUGUGGUGUUCGUACUGUUCGCCGUAUGCUGGGCGCCCCUGAACUUCAUAGGACUCGCCGUGGCGGUUAACCCUGCAAGAGUGGCGCCCAUUGUCCCUGAGUGGCUGUUUGUUACCAGCUACUUUAUGGCAUAUUUCAACAGCUGUCUGAAUGCUGUUGUCUACGGGUUGCUUAACCAGAACUUUAGGCAAGAGUACAAACAGAUUCUCCGUGCUCUCUGCACCCCAAGAGCGCUGUUCAUUGAAAGCUCCAGGUGCAACACUGAAGCCAUGAAGAGUAAACAUUCACCGGCGGGAACUAAUAAUAACGUGAAAGAGACCAACAUGUAUAAGGGCAGAGAAACACAUACUCUUUUCUAGUAGAUCACUCCCCAUUUACCUAACAACCACAAUAUAAGGGUACAACAGGCCAAGAGGUGGACAUGGGUAAAAUGCGCAUAUGUUUUUAUUUUCCCAGAUUGCAGCAAAAAUCCCCACAGCACUUUUCUAAUCAUCUGCAGUUCAUGAAACACUGUGAAAUUUGGGAUGAUUCUUGAUGUGAUCGUGUGCAGAAACACAAAGUCAAUUCUGAACUAGGUUUAUCUAAUAUUUAAGGUUUUUAAAAUGUUAUAUAGGGUUAUAUAGCUAAAAUAAUAAAAUUCAAUCCAAAAGAUUAAACUGGGUUGGGUCAAAUGAAUAUAUAUAUAAGAAUGGUAUUUGGGGUGAAAAGUGUCCCUAUUGCUAUACAGGCACAUUAAUUGAACUAAUAAUAAGCUGGCUGACUAUUAUGUUGGGUAAUCAUAUUUACAUAUUUAUAAAAUAUUAUUUAUUUUCACUGUUAAGCCAUAUUAAAUUAUAUCUUCUGAGUAAGAAUAUUUCAGAAUCUUUUAAAUCCAAUUUGCAUGUUGUUGUUGUUGUUGUUGUUGUUUUUUUGUUAAUGAAAGGAAUAUUUAUUGAAUUAAUUUAUGUUUUUGGAUAAAUAAUAUGGUACAAACUUUGUUGAAGGAAUUUUGAACAAGUGUCAACUUAUAAUGUAAUAUAUUUUGCAUAAUAAUGACCAUGCUUGCAAAGUUGUGAAUAGAAUACUGUUUCUGGGUCUAAGUCUCUUGUCCAAGUUUCAAGUGAGAAAUUGAUUAUCUCAACAGACAAAAGCCAUUUAUGAGCACUAUUUAUUUACAACACACUAAAAUGUGUUUCCAUGGAUAUCAAAAUGUCAAAAAGAAUCACUGUCUAUCCAUCUGUAAUUUCACUAUGGAGAUAAAGGUUAUGAUCAUGAUUUAUUUGGUAGUACACUCUCAGUACAAAAGCAUUAAUUAAUAAAAAUUCAACAAAAUUACUGAAUAGGAAUAUUUUUUUAAACCUCAACUGAGCUAUACAAAGGUGUUUGUCAAGGGACAAAAUCUACAUUAGGUGGCAAUUUAGCACCAUCGUACCAUAUAUCUAUUCUACAGAAGUCUGUGUGGAGGCUAUGAGAUGAUAAUGGUAUUCCUUGUAGAAUGAACAUUCUUUAAUAAAUGGAGUGGUUGUCAGCCUUUUUGUGUUUUUAUUUGAGCAGACUUGAGCUAAAAAACAGAGAAAAUAAGACUGCAGACUGUCGAGUCUGUCUGCUCUUGAGUUCCUAUAGAUUGGCUGAUACCAUGGCAACUGACACUGAAAAAAUAUGUUUUGAUGCUCUGUGAGUAAAUUCCUUUGUAAAGUCUUUGUAUAUGGAUGAUUUGCAUAUCAGGUGCGUCUCCAAGUUAUGGACUGAAAAUAUAUAUAUAUAUAUAUAUAUAUAUAUUUGCAGUAAUAAAAAAGGAAAAUGAGACAAUUUUUUUUUUUUACUUUUGCAACAACAAUUAAUUUAGUGAAAUAUUUUUGAUAUACUGUAUCUACAUCAUGAUCUGUAUUUCCCGACUAUCAGAGUGGGCAUUUCCAAUCUGAGUGGUCUGCAUGCUGUGGUGCUGAGAACUAAACUACAUCUUGUCUUU